Molecule: messenger RNA, 4313 nt
Organism: Vespa crabro (European hornet)
Lineage: Eukaryota; Metazoa; Arthropoda; Insecta; Hymenoptera; Vespidae
Product: sodium-dependent neutral amino acid transporter B(0)AT3
Exons: 12
Coding region: 2073-4178 (701 amino acids)
Biological process (GO): sodium ion transmembrane transport
Cellular component (GO): membrane
Source: RefSeq, a predicted model, not a curated record
UGAAAGAAAGAGAGAGAUUCUCGUCGUAGGCUUGAAGAAGGAAGGCAUCGCUGUUUUGCCGACCGGCUCCCUCGCAGAGCGUGUUUCGCGCACGAGCAUCAACGUCGUCGAAGCACAAAAGCGACUACAUACGUCGUCCCCUCAAGGCUCAGUCCAAUAUCGUCGUUCGUGGAGCACACACAUUCUCUAACACGUCAAGGUACACCUAUUCGUUAGUGAUUACCAUUUGCGAUCUGUGAUUUUCGUUUCGGAGAAAACGUGAGAAAGAAAAAGAAAGAGAGAGAGAGAGAGAGAGAGAGAGAGAAAGAGAGAGGGAGAGAGGGAGAAAAGGAAGGAGAGAGAGAAAGAGAAGGAGAGAGAGAGAGAGAGAGAGAGAGAGAGAGAGAGAUAGAUAUAUAACUCUCUCUCUUUUUUAAACAGGGGGUUGAUUUCAUCCUAAAUAUCGCUAAAGGGUUGAGUCUUGUAAAACAGUAUACAUGGGUUCUACGUUUGUCCGAUAUACGGCACGUAUACAAAUCGACGAUUGUACCCAUCGUAAUUUAAAAAGUAUCAAGUUUAAGUAAUCGACGAAAGUUUAUAAUAAAUUUUAAUAUAUUCUAUAAUAAAUAUAAGAAGUAAAUAUAGAUAUAUGUAUAUAUGUAAUUAAUGAAUGAAUUAUGAAAGAGAGGACCUGAGUUGACGCUGUUUGUGAGAUAUACAUACAUACAUACAUAUAUAUAUAUAUAUAUAUAUAUAUAUAUAUAUCCUUAUAUAUAUAUAUGUAUAUAUAAAGAAAGAUUUAUAAAGGGAGAAGGAGAAAAAAGGAGAGCAAAAGUGUAAGAGAGAAAGAGAAAGAGAGAGAGAGAGGAAGAGAGAAACAUUGAUAUAUCUUGAAGAUCUUAAGAGAGAAAGAAAAGAAAGAAAGGAAGAAAGAAAAAGAAAUAGAAAGAGAAAAAGAUAAAAAAAAAAAAAAAAAGAGAGAGAGAGGUAGUUUCUUUCUCAAGGGGGCGUCGCGUCGUUCGCUUUUGUAUCUCGACACGCGGUCUCGCGCGAUUAAUCGAUCGCGUCACUUUCCUUUAGAAGAAGAAUCAAACAACCUCUGCUAUUCCUUAUCACGAAAGUGUCCGAUGACAAAAGUGUUGUAAUAAAUAUCAAGAGGUGUGAUACGAACAAAUACCGAAAGGAAAAAAACGUGACAAAGUUCUUUGAGAGUGUCAUCGUCCAUCCUCCUCAUCCUUUUCCUCCUCCUUCUUUUUCUUCCUACUCCUCCUCCUCCUCCUCUUCCUCCUUUUUGUUCUCUACCUCCCCUUUUCCUCCUAUUCCACCUUCACAACUACGACCACCACAGCUUCCUCUUCCUCGACACUAUUUAUCCUCCGUAUCGCGAUGACGACACUUAUAUGAGCUUUCAACGAGUCCAACGAUAGAAAGUCUUUGAUUCUAACUUCGAAUCUAACGGAUCAUAUUACUAAUCUUCUUUCUUUUAUCUGCUAAAUAGAGAUAUACGAUGCUUCCUAUUCGAUCGCUUGAAAAAUCAUUUCGAUCGCUCAACCCUAACACAUUUAUACGAUAGAAAUUAAAUAAUAGAGAUUAAUAUCGAUACGGAUAUAUAUAUAUAUAUUUAUAUAUAUAUAGAGAAAGAGAGAGAGAGAGAGAAAGAGAGUGAGAAUUUGAUAUAUCUCUAAUUAAUCAAUUUAAAGAGGAUUCUAAAGACGGAUUGCAAAAAAACGAAAGUUUGUUGAUCACAAAUUGUUAUUUGUUAUUUACGCAUUGUUGUUAUUCUUAACGCGAGUUCCGGUCUUCGUAAAUAUAUAAAUAUAUAUAUAUAUAUAUAUACUAUAUAUGUAUAUAAUAUAUACUUAUUUGAAACGUCCGAUGCUUCAAGUUUUAUCGAAAAUCCGAUCAAUGUUCUUUACCAUCACGAAAGAAUAAAAUAAAAAACAGACAGAGAAAGAGAAAGAAAGAGAAAAAUAUAUAUAUAUAUACAUAUAUAUACAUACACACACACACACAUAUAUAUAUAUAUAUAUAUAUAAGAAGAAGAAUAUAAAAGAAAAAGAAAAAACAAGAAAACUAAAGAGAAGAUUAGAACAAUGGUCGUGAAAUCUGAAAGCACGAGGAACGGUCACGAGCUGGCUCCUCUAAACGAUGAUCGUCAACCUCCUCAUAACGUGACCAUUGUGGUUUCCGGAAAUCAAAAUGCAUCGGCUGUCAACGCGGAACCAAGAACGGAAGAUAACAGAGCGGCAUGGAGCGGGAAGAUGCAGUUUUUCCUGAGCAUCAUUGGUUACAGCGUCGGUCUUGGCAAUAUAUGGAGGUUCCCUUAUUUAUGCCAACAGAAUGGGGGCGGUGCCUUUCUUAUACCAUUUUUCGUGAUGCUCAUCCUCGAAGGCGUGCCCCUAUUUCUGAUCGAGUUGGGUCUUGGACAACGAAUGCGACAAGGUGCCCUUGGAGUUUGGAACACGAUACAUCCCUGGUUAGGCGGUAUAGGAAUAGCCUCCUGCAUCGUCACAUUCUUCGUUGCACUUUAUUACAACGUCAUUAUCACCUGGUGCUUCUUUUAUCUCUUCAACUCUCUCGAGGCAGUCACAAUUAAAUUUGGCGCGCCACUGCCAUGGGCGAAGUGCCCGGAGGUCGACGAGAUACCGGUAGAAGAAUGUGUCAAGAGCUCUGAGACCGCUUACUUUUGGUACAGAACCACUCUGGAUGCGGCACCGUCGAUCGAGGAUGGCCAAUCUCUCAAGUGGUGGAUCGUUCUGUGCCUUCUACUCAGUUGGAUCGUUGUCUUCUUUAUCGUCAUGAAGGGGAUACAAUCAUCGGGCAAGGUAGUCUAUUUUACCUCGAUGUUCCCUUACCUCGUACUCACGAUCUUCUUCAUUCGUGGAAUAACUUUGAAAGGUGCUAGUGCUGGAUUGGCACACAUGUAUACGCCAAAGGUCGAGAAAUUAUUGGAGCCUACCGUCUGGCUUGACGCAGCUACUCAAGUCUUCUAUAGCUUUGGAUUAGCUUUUGGUUCCUUGAUUGCAUUUGGAAGCUACAAUACGCCCGACAACAAUUGCGUCAGGGACGUGAUUCUGGUGAGCGUGUGCAACGCGUUUACCGCCAUUUACGCGAGCGUUGUCAUUUUCGCCAUUUUGGGGUUCAAGGCGAUGUCGAAUGUGGACAAGUGCCUGGAAAGCAAUAAGGCCUCGCUGAUCAAGCAUGGUCUUCUAUUUGCAAAUUCAACGACUGACGAUUACGAAAACGUUCUAAAUACGUUCAAUAUUUCGACUGCGAAUUUAACCUUGGAUAGAUGUAGUAUGAGCGAACAACUGAAUAACGCUGCCGAAGGUACUGGAUUGGCCUUUAUAAUCUUCACUCAAGCGAUCGUCGAGCUUCCAGGUGCACCAUUUUGGUCCUGUAUAUUCUUCCUAAUGCUUUUGGCCCUUGGACUUGGCUCACAAAUUGGUAUUAUGGAAGGAAUGUUGUGCGUAAUCUUUGACAUUGAUCUAUUCAAGAGAAUAAAGAAACAGUAUAUAACAGGCGUAGUAUGUAUCGUUUGUUUCUUCGUCGGCCUCAUCUUCUGUACCGGCGCAGGAGAAUACUGGUUGAAAAUGUUCGACAGUUUUGCUGGUACCAUUGGCCUCGUUAUGGUCGCACUUAUGGAAAUGAUAUCGGUCAUCUUUGUCUACGGCCACGAAAAAUUCACGAAAGACAUCGAAGAAAUGACAGGUUAUAGGCCAGGUAUUUAUUGGCAAGUUACAUGGAGAUUUCUCGCGCCUAUAAUCAUGGUUGGCAUAUUGAUCUCCAGUAUUGCUUCUAUGUUUAUCAAGAAACCAGAAUAUUCAGCAUGGAAUGCAACGUUGGGUAUAGCAGUAUCUACAGCUUAUCCAGGCUGGGUCUUAGCUAUCGCAGCAUGUAUAAUUGUUGCCGGUAUUGCACCGAUACCAAUAGUUUUUCUACUUAGAGUAUUCCAAUGUGUAAAACUCGACGUGGACAUUCAUCAGGGUAGCAUUCGUCGGAUCGACACGACCGUAUCGACUAAGGAAAUGAUGGGUGACGUUGAUUUGGACGAGUAUCACGAUCGUUUAGAAGAUUUUCCCGAGGAGGACGAGGAUGUUAAUAGCGACGACGACAACAAUAGUGCACCGCCCAUAACAAAGAUCGUUCCAAAUAAGCUUCAGGGUAGAGCUUUCAAAAUGGAAGCAAUGGAAUUUUGAACGCGUCGCAUUUAGGAUGUGUUCCUUACGUUUUAUUACAAACAAAUGAAAUAGAAGAAGAAAAAAAAAACAAAAACAAAACAGAGAAAGGAAGGGGAAGGAAGGAAGAAAGAAAGAAAAAAAGAAAGAAAACAA